This is a messenger RNA of Spodoptera litura, 1608 nucleotides long. RefSeq lists its product as uncharacterized. Gene Ontology annotation, molecular function: cysteine-type endopeptidase activity. NCBI's taxonomy places the organism in Eukaryota, Metazoa, Arthropoda, Insecta, Lepidoptera, Noctuidae. The record is from RefSeq and is a predicted model, not a curated record. Gene Ontology annotation, biological process: proteolysis.
CCGUCGAUAGCAACAAUGGGGCCUAAGAUGCAAGAAAUCGAAGUCAAAUUUACUGUAGAAGAUAGUUUUGUAACUGCUGCGUUGCCAUAUAAUAAAGCAGAAUACCAAAAAGUAGGAGAAAGUACCAAUAAUGUGUCUGAAAGAUCUGAGGACAGGAGUGUGGAGCCGUCUGUAAGUGAGAAUCUAGAAGAGGACACGAAUCCGGUUCGUAUAUCUACGAGAGCAAGAUACUCUUAUGAGUUGGACAGGUAUAACAAGCAUGCUAUGUUGAUAUUUGAAGGCAAUUCAUCCGAUGCUGGCUUUUCAUUUGAUGAUGAAGAUGGAGACCAAGGUGAUGACGUCAGUGGAAAAUUCAAGCAGACCUUUGAGAAAUUCCAUUUCGAAGUGACUAUUUAUAGGGAUUUGAAUGAUGAUGAAAUUGCGAGUACUUGUGAAAGAUUUUUUCAGCGAGACUUCACAGAAUACGGCUGUGUAGCAGUCAUGAUGUUACCAAAGACAAGAGACGGUAUAGUGGAGACCUGUCACACACCGAAAUCCGAGUUCGGAGUGAUGAGGUAUAUGUCUGAUUUGAUGCCUCCCACGCUGCAGGACAAGCCGAAGAUUUAUAUUGUGCAGACUGAAGGCUACUAUGUAAUCCCUCGUGCCCGAGUCUGGUCGACCCUACCGCAAGACAACCUGGAGUUUCGACUUUGUGUACCCAUUGUAUCAGCUCCAGACAUUCGCGGUAGAAGGUCUAAGGUCUGCUGCCUUCUAGAGUACAUUCACGAGAAGAUCAGCAGUCUCGGAGACCAAGUCGACUUGCAGACACUUCUAUCUGACUCCACAAAUGAGUUCAUCAGGACAACACAGCUCUUCGACUUUCCGUUGCCCGGGUUUUACUCCUCGCUGACCAAAGAACUUCGAUUCGUUAGAAAACCUGAAUCGUGAUGAUCUCUUAUUAUUUAUUUUUUCUAUCAAUUGAUCUCUUGGAACUCUGUAGCUGAUAUGAUGCUGAUUAUAUUCAAUAGCCGGCACAUAUGCUUCCAAAAGCAAUCAUUUUGAAGCCUGGAAGUGCAGUUUGAAGCUAAAACUGAAACUACAGCAUAAGGCACAGUUGAGACCCCAGACAAGGUUCUGCACUUUAUUUAAACUACUCAAGUAGUGUAAGUAUUCUGAUCCAGGCCCGCAAAAAAGACCCUCUAAGGCUCUUACAUGGCAAUAAAUGAAUAACACACUUGUGACUUAAAACUAAAUGAGUUUGGACCUUCCUACUGACCAAGAACAAAUUCAGACGAGUCUUUGUUAAGUUACGAAUUGUAUGUUCUACUAUAUUGGGGAAAGAAAUUGGUUAAUUUCAUGUGCAUUAUUUUAGUUUGUAUGAAAUUAUAAAAUAACAAUAAGUGUUUCAUUUCUCACAAUCUACCUAAUAAUGUAAAAAAUAUGACAAUUAUGAUUAUAGGGUUAGUUAAAAAAACGUUUUGUAAUCAAUUAAAGUAUUUUCUUCUAGGUACUUAAUUGUUUUAUUAUUUAUUUAAUUCGUGCAAUAACUCUAACCAUACAUCCAUCGACUAUAUCGCACCUACGGUGCAAUAUCGUCACUUAUGCAAUUUUUGUCAAAACUUAACUGAU